AAGAAAUAGGGAAAGCAGUGAUGCCAUGAUGACAAAUCGCAAUUAGUAGGAUUACUAAUCACGAGAUUCAUAAGCCUAGUUUCAACUCAAUUCUCCAGCUCCAUCUCCACCUUCCAACGAUUACUGAACAACUUCUCGGUUGUUAGACUAGUAUGUUCUAAGUCCUGUAGCAUGGGUAAGUUGCCUUGCACUUUUCAUUUGCUCCCCAGAUCUCCAUACCGUAUAACACUGACCAAAACAUGAGAAUAGUUAGUCUUUUUCUUGGUAGUACACCAGAAAAUCUCAUCUACUAAAUAUGUGGUGGAUCGGCUCAAUGAUAUCCCGGUGUGCAUACAGAGGAGCAUUUGAUUAGAAAGCACAGAAAUAUCAUUUUCUUCGCACCGAGUAGCCGGUGUGGUUUCUAUAGGUCUCCCUGUACUCAUUCCACAAUGACUCCCUCCCCACGGGAGCGCGUCUCUCGAGCCUGCGAACAUUGUCGUUCGCGGAAGAUUAAAUGUAAUGGCGAACAGCCAUGCAACGCGUGCUCACGAAACCCUCAAAGAUGUGCCUAUCGGACAGGUAGCAUACGUAACAGAAAGAGCCGCCAGAGCAAAGAACAACCACGGGCCCCGGCACCAUUAUUACCGGCCCCACAGUCCCCAGCACCACUGCGUGGGGAUUACUCAAAUAUUCGCCUCAUUGACGACCCCGCCCACUACAAACGACAGUAUGAGCUGAGGGCCGGCAUUGGGGUAUCAAAUCCUGAGAGCGGAAACUUCCAAUUCUACGGUCCGUCAUCUGGGUGCGCUUUCCUUCAAAGAAUCUACCAAAGAAUUCAAAAAUGCCCUUCUCGUGAAUCAUUACUCACAUGUCGUACUGGACCGAUACCCGACGGCUUGCAAAAAUGGGGCAUAGAGAGAUUUAUGUUUACCGCCGAUGCGGACGGAGACCUGCGCCGGUCACGCUUGGCAGCGGAGGCUUUCCUCCCUCAAUGUCUAGGCGAUAUGUUUAUUGAGGCGUAUUUUAGAAUUGUCCACGCACAGAUGCCGGUGCUCGUAUACUCAGACAUCCUUGAUUCGUGGAAUCAGAUGUGGGAGACUCCUAUACGAGGCCGGCCGGUAAAAAACCAGGAAAUCCUAUUCAUGGUCUUAGCCCUCGGGGCGCGUGUGAUCAGGCUAAAGAAAAGCGAGCAAGAAAAUCGGGCGGACGAAUGGGCCGAAUAUUUCUCCAGUCGAGUGUCCGAAGGUUCUAUUUUCAUGCAGGAGCCGAGCGUAAAAGGUGUGCAUCUAAUGUUGCUGAAGGCCAUGUACUCUCUACAACUCAUGCGGCAGAAUGAUGCGUAUCUGUAUCUCGGUCAUGCUACUAGAACCGCCAUGGUAUUAGGCCUUCAUCGAUCCCAAGUUACUAACGGCCGAGAACCAAGCAUGCACCGGUUGCGCCAUACUUUUUGGAUUAUGUAUAUUUUCGAGCGAUUAUCAUCCGUGUAUAUGGGCCGGCCUUCGUCCUUGUCUGAUAACCAGAUAGAUACGCAAUAUCCUGAAGACAUACCGUCCUACAAGGACGAGCUUUUUCAUCUCCCAGCAGUCGAAUGUACGUGGACCAGGGUUAUGGCUGAAAUUGCCAAGUUGGCCGAUCACAUCUCUGUCGACGUCUACUCACCCGCUAGCAUCAAGAGUCUUGCGGACACAGCAAAGGUGGAGCAGACGCUCCUCGAUUACGACGCGGCCUUGCAAGCUACCACCAGAUGUCUGCCGGAGUACCUGCACUUCUUCGAUGACUCCGUACCGGUCGGUGAAGACUGGCAAGAAAUUCAACGCCUCAGUCUAGGAUUCGCCUACAAUAUAGUGCGCAUGCUUUUGUACCGACCGGCUCUGGUGUUGACCACAUUUUUCACCUCGACGAGCGAAGCACAACGCAUCGCCGCAGGCUGUCUUCGUUUGCAAGAGUGCAUCGAUAACUCGACGACGGCAGCACGAAACCUGAUCAGCUUGGCCCACGACGUCUAUUUUCAGCGGUUCCCUGACAUCCGGUACGACGGGGCGCUGGCUUCCUAUAUGGUCUCCGCAAUUAUGACCUUACUGUACGACGUCUUGAACCUGGGAACCGAACCGGAUAAGGCGCGCGAAACAUUUGCGUUGGUGGAGCAGGGUAUCCGAUGUUUAGAUGACAUUGAGCAUACCGGAUACACUGUUGGGAAAGUUUUAAGUAUGGACCUGAUGAAGGUGGCCAAGCAGGCGGUUUUGGCAGCGGAUCCAGUGGUGGACACGAAUCAAGUUUUAGUUGAUUCGUUCCCUUGGUUAGAGAACUGGGCCCCUGACAACACGAUUAAUACCCCCAGUACUGUUCCAACGCCGCCGAUAUUCCCUCAGAAUGCAGCCUUUCCUAUGCUUGGAACGCUUGCAGGAGACGUUGCGAUGCUGUCGGGAUCUGGGGUUAAUUGUCAAUGGUUGAGCAAUGGCCUGGAUCCGAGGAGCAUCCCUGGAUGUUUAUACUGAUCAAGAAUAAUUUCCUAUAUACAUGAAGGUCAAUAGACGGCGAACAUAGAUAUAAAUUUAAGAUAAUCCACCGGUCUAAUAACAAGUAUACAAGGGGGUACUUAAAACCUUCCAGGAAACCAUCUAGCUAUUCACAGUAGGCGGUGUCUAGUAUAGUGCAUUCA
Molecule: messenger RNA, 2638 nt
Organism: Aspergillus alliaceus
Lineage: Eukaryota; Fungi; Ascomycota; Eurotiomycetes; Eurotiales; Aspergillaceae
Product: Zn(II)2Cys6 transcription factor
Exons: 5
Coding region: 429-2474 (681 amino acids)
Biological process (GO): DNA-templated transcription; regulation of DNA-templated transcription
Molecular function (GO): zinc ion binding; DNA binding; DNA-binding transcription factor activity, RNA polymerase II-specific
Source: RefSeq, a predicted model, not a curated record